Molecule: messenger RNA, 1503 nt
Organism: Oppiella nova
Lineage: Eukaryota; Metazoa; Arthropoda; Arachnida; Sarcoptiformes; Oppiidae
Source: the annotation of a GenBank genome assembly
AUGCCACCGGAGAAACGGAUGUCAAACUGGGUGUACCGGCACAUCCCGGCCCGCUUUGUCUUCGUAUUGUUCAGUUUCUUUGGCUUCGUGUUGGCCUACGCUUACAAAGUGGUGUUAAGUGUGGCCAUUGUCUCAAUGGUGGGCCAACAGGAGAGUGAGAACUCGACACGACUGGCCGACAUGUGUUGGACGAACUCGUCGGCCAAUUCGCGGAGUCGUGUAAAAUCGGGUGAAUUCUCCGAUUGGGAUGAUGACACUCAGGCACUGAUUUUAGGCGCUUUCUUCUACGGCUAUAUUGUGACACAACUGCCCGCCGGAAAUCUGGCAGAAAAAUACGGCGGGAAAUGGAUUUUUGGCGGAAGUAUAUUCAUAGCGGCACUCCUCUCACUUAUAGGUCCUGUGGCCGCACGCGUCAGUUACAUAGCCUUUAUAGCUACGCGUAUUGGACAGGGAUUGGCGUUGGGGGCACUGUUUCCCUGUAUGAAUGCCAUGAUAUCGCGAUGGAUGCCUAAAAUGGAGAGAAGUCGCGGCUCUACUAUUAUAUUCACGGGAUCCCCCAUCGGCACCGUCAUUACACUACCUCUGGCCGGAGUCCUGUGCGACACAACCUUUCUUGAGGGAUGGCCUUCAAUAUUCUAUGUGUUAGGAAUAGCCGGUUGUGUUUGGUUUGCUCUCUGGGCUCUUCUCGUUCACGAAAGUCCUGAUUCCCAUCCGUUUAUAACCCAAGAAGAGUACGAUUACAUCACAGCAGAUAUGCCACCACAAGACAAAUCACAAUCAAAGGAGAAAGUGACCCCGUGGAAAGAUAUUUGGACAUCGGUUCCAGUCUAUGCUCUAAUAGUGACACAUUUUGGACAGAAUUGGGGUUUUCUUACAAUUCUGACACUUUUGCCCACAUAUUUCGAAAAAGUUUUAAGACUUGACAUCAAAAAUAAUGCAGUCAUGUCUUCACUGCCAUAUCUAUUACAGGCAACCAUUGCAUGGAUCGCAUCCUUUAUUAGCGAUAAAGUCCGACAAAGAGAGAUCAUUGGAAUCAAUGUUAUUCGCAAAACUAAUAACACAAUUGCAUUCAUAGGGCCGGCCAUAUGUUUAUGUGGGGUCGUACUGGCCCGCUGUAACACUACGUUGAGCAUCGCAUUGUUCAUACUGGGAAUGGGUCUCAAUGGGUGCAAUUAUCCUGGAUUUAAUUCAACUCAUGUAGACAUGGCACCCGAUUACGCGGGUACUCUCAUGGGUAUCACAAACAGUAUCGGAAAUAUUCCCGGAUUUGUCGCCCCAUUAGUUGCCGCCGCCUUCUAUGACGACGGGCACACUCUCCACAACUGGUCGUAUGUCUUCUACAUAUCUGCGGCCGUAUAUGUGUUCACAUCAUUGGUGUACAUAUUGUUCGCUUCGGCAGAGUUGCAGAGUUGGGGCAGAUCUGCAAACACAGAGACAUCGUAUUUGAAUGACAAGAAAAUUCAGAGAAAAAUCUAUACAGUCGACGAUAUCGUUGAUUACUAA